AGUCUUCUCAAGGCCCUCUAAGUGUAUGACACGCAGCAUUUUUUAAUUUCAACCUAACAUCUACCUGUAUAAACAAUCAACAAUGAUUUUUACGAAGGACUUUAAGGAUUUUUAGUGUUGUGAUGUGAGAAGUGACUGUUCUGUGGUUGUGUGACCAUUCUUAGGAUACUCUUUAGUGACUAGAGGCAAAAUGCCGAAAAUAUUCUUGAUUAAAAAUAGGUUGCACCAGCAACAACUAAGACUUGAGUCCCAAAAUGCUGGAGACGCGAAAACUGAUCUUGGAAUUGGUGAUUGCCAGCCUCUUUCGUUGAUAGUCCAGAAAAAAGACGAUCAUGACAGGAAGCAAGAAGAAAGAACCAAAUCAAAAACUCCUCCCCCGGAAUCAUCCAAACCGUCUAAUAUACCCCCUCGUCGGUUUAUCUCCUCCAUUCUUGGCGGAGAUAAACCGUAUGGAAGCAGAGGUCACGUGCUCACACGGGCUGAACGAAAGGAAUACCCAUCUCUCUUCAAACAAGAAAAAGUCACACUUCCUCCCGCACAAAAACCGUCAGAAGAUAAACCCCGUCCAGCAAAUUUGGCUCCCAUUAGACAGUUCUCGGUGAUACAAAGAACACCCAAGUCUACGACGAAGAGGGAGGAGGAUACAGAUACGCGAGUACCUACGAAUUUAAUUAUACAGGAACCUGAACAAGAACAGCCUAUUGAUUAUCACAUACCUAAACGGAGGGGGGAGACGGAAAAUGAGGAAGAGGAAAGACGAAUUCGGGAGCAAAGGAGAAGUCAUUGUUCGAAAGUCAGCAAACCGUUAAUAUCUGUACGAUCGCUUGUCGGUAAACUUCCCGUUACGUUAUCGGCUGCUGCAGGUCAUGGAAGAGGAGCCUCUGGGAACCAGUCCUCGGGAAACCAAUCCACUAAUUCGUCUUCGGGUGGCGGUAGUAUAAAUUUCACCAGUGGUUCGUCUGGUGGCGGCGGAGGUGGAGCCAUGGGAAGUGGCACUGGCGGCGGUGGUAUGAAUCCUGGAAGGGAUGGAAGACAAAACUACGGGCCCAGUAGUCCACCUACUGGAAGUUUACCGCCAUUCUACGAAUCUUUAAAAGGCGGUAAUAACAGCAACAGUUUUCAAUGCAAAUGGAAACUUUUCUUCAAAUUACAUCCUUUCUAAUCAACAAAACAUGGACUGCGAUACAGGACAAGACCUAGGAAAUUUGACGAUCAAUGGAAACCAAAGUCCUCCGAAACAAUAUUCAACGCUUCAAAAUGCUUCUUAUGGGAUAGUAAUGAAAGACGAAAGUGACAUAGACAUAUACGAAACAAAGAUGGAUCCCAUGAAUCAACUUCUGCCCAGUGGAUAUUCUAGUUAUGAUGAUUCAAUGAUGGUUGACUUAGUCACAGGAACUGUUGUAGAUCCUCUGCAGUUUACAGCGACCUUAACAUUCUCCAGUUCGGCAGAAAAUGCCUUAUUAGAAAACUUUCCUGACGCCACUGAUUUAUCAAGUUUCCUCCAGCGACUCCCAAGUGAAGAAAACGACAGCGAAGAAGUCGGACCUGGAAGUAUGCAUUCUCCUUCGAUGACUCCCGAUUCCCAGUUACAUCCAGUCGAUCAAAAUAUUGAUUCCUUUAGCGAACAAAUGUUAAACAGAAACUAUGAAAACCGGGGAGGCUUUCCGCACAAUCACUUCUCUAAAAUCUACCAAGACCCUUUGCCGCCCUACCAAUCUCCCCUGCACGACAAUUCUCUCCAACUCCACCAACAGCAAAUGCUUUCACCUACUCUUUCGUUUAACGGCAGCGGUUUGGAUCUGGAUUCACCGACCACGAUGAGCCUGCCCUCGCCUGGAGCAGCGAGUUGUUCUCUAGAUGGACCUCAUGGAGACGGAAGCCCUAUCAGUCCACCAUCUAACUUGGGAUUACCAGCAGAAGUACAGCUGGAAUUCGUAAAUGGAGGACACGGUAUCAAGAAUCCAUUGGCCAACCAAGACACUGUACGAAGCACCACCAGAACUGAUGAUAAAACCAAAGUAGCGUCCAUAACAACCGAAGACGGUCAAACCAACUUCGCUUGUAGGAUAUGCAACAAGACUUUCGCUCUACAACGUUUGUUGAAUAGGCAUAUGAAAUGUCACUCGGACGUGAAGAGAUACUUGUGCACGUUUUGUGGAAAAGGGUUUAAUGACACCUUCGACUUGAAACGACACACGAGGACACAUACAGGUGUUCGACCUUACAAAUGCAGUCUUUGCGAAAAAUCUUUCACGCAGCGCUGUUCCCUAGAAUCACACUGUCUGAAGGUGCACGGAGUCCAGCACCAGUACGCUUACAAGGAGCGACGUACAAAAGUAUACGUUUGCGAAGAGUGUGGCCACACGACGAAUGAACCUGAAGUUCACUACCUUCAUUUAAAAGAAAAACACCCAUACAGUCCUGCAUUGCUCAAAUUUUAUGAUAAGAGGCACUUCAAAUUCACAAAUUCCAAUUUUGCAAACAUGUUGUUGCAAGUUCGUACCUAGUAAGACUUCAAUAGAUGGUUGAGUGCAGGCCUAUAAAAGCAAUAAUAUAUUUACAUGAAUUUUUAAAAACGAAUUACAAGUGAUCAUUAGAAAUAUUUUUUAUUAGAAGUAUUUACCAAAGAAGUAUCUUUUAUGGUAUAUUACAAUGUAUGAUUGUUUAAUCUUUAACUUCUUGAUUCAUAAUCUUUUUAUAUGUGUAAGUAAAUUUUGUUCUUAAAAAUUAGUCAUUCAGGGAGUAUUUAACAAAUUCAUUCAUUCAAGACUCGAAUAUUUUUCGAAAAUUUCGUUUUCAAAUUUUUUUUAUGUUACCGAAACCUCAUGUAGUUUUAAGGUGUAAAAUUUGCUAUAAGCAAGGUAGAACAAAGGCGAUUAAAUAUUUAAUUCUUUUGGUAUAUUCUUUAUUAUUAUACAGCGAGAGAAUAAAGUCUUACCUCCCUGUAAACUCGUUUAUUUCAACGAAAAAACAAAUCUGGUCGUGCACGUCAAUUUUUAAAUUUUCAAGUAAGCACCAUAUCAUUAUUUUUUUAAUGGUCAUGACACUUCCUUUCAAAGGUUGUAAAAAUGUUAUUUUAAAAAUUUAAUAUUUUUCACUAUAGUCUAGCAAACAAAAAAAUGAAAUUAAUCAUCCAAAAUCGCGUGUUGUAACUGGUCAAAAGUAGCCGAAAUCACGUGUCAAUGAAUGAAAACGUUAAUUUGGAAGAAGUUUAUACAUCGUUUAUUUCUGACAAAAAUUUUAAUUCUCUUGAAUGGGUCAAAAUAACCAUGUUAAUCUAUUUAAUAUGUUUACACGGCAAAAUAUAGACACAACAGAUGAAUCAACAGCCGAAUCAGCAGCUAAAUCAACGAUUGCUACAACUAUGCAACAAAGCAAAUAUUUUCAUUUUACAAUCGUCAAUAAAAUACUGAAAAUUCCGCCAAAGGAAGAACUGGAAUACAAAGUAAACGUUUAACUUGCAUGGUAUGGAACAGGAAUGAUAAUACACCCAAAAGAAUAACCC
This is a messenger RNA of Diabrotica balteata, 3505 nucleotides long. The record is from the annotation of a GenBank genome assembly. Lineage: Eukaryota; Metazoa; Arthropoda; Insecta; Coleoptera; Chrysomelidae.